Messenger RNA from Rhincodon typus (whale shark), 415 nucleotides. It is a transcript of the gene fhit, whose product is annotated as fragile histidine triad diadenosine triphosphatase. The record is from RefSeq and is a predicted model, not a curated record. Gene Ontology annotation, molecular function: bis(5'-adenosyl)-triphosphatase activity; ubiquitin protein ligase binding. Bases 134 to 415 code for a protein of 93 amino acids. Gene Ontology annotation, biological process: negative regulation of proteasomal ubiquitin-dependent protein catabolic process; intrinsic apoptotic signaling pathway by p53 class mediator; diadenosine triphosphate catabolic process. The transcript has 4 exons. Lineage: Eukaryota; Metazoa; Chordata; Chondrichthyes; Orectolobiformes; Rhincodontidae. Gene Ontology annotation, cellular component: plasma membrane; cytoplasm; nucleus.
GCGUUUCCUGAAGGCCAACGGAAGUGGAUCCGCUUGGGAAACUACGAGUUCCACGCAGCAGUGCGGGUCCAUUUCCCCCUCCCCCUGGGAUCCGCAGUUAGUGGUUCUGACGGCGGCGAAAACUUGGAGUGACAUGGCGACCCUCAGAUUUGGACAACAUAUCAUCAAAUCCUCUGUAGUUUUUCUCCGAACAGAACUGUCCUUUGCAUUAGUGAAUAGGAAGCCAGUCGUCCCUGGACAUGUGUUAGUUUGUCCAAUCAGACCAAUUGAACGUUUUCGAGAUCUACAACCAGAUGAGUUGACAGACUUGUUUCAGACGAGCCAGAAAGUCGCAAAGGUUGUGGAGCAGCAUUUCAAAGCAAGAUCGCUGACCAUUGUCAUUCAGCAUAAAUUGCAACCAUAUGGCCUUAUCUAG